Molecule: messenger RNA, 2220 nt
Organism: Thunnus maccoyii (southern bluefin tuna)
Lineage: Eukaryota; Metazoa; Chordata; Actinopteri; Scombriformes; Scombridae
Gene: rmdn3
Product: regulator of microtubule dynamics 3
Exons: 12
Coding region: 400-1884 (494 amino acids)
Cellular component (GO): spindle microtubule; mitotic spindle pole; cytoplasm
Molecular function (GO): microtubule binding
Source: RefSeq, a predicted model, not a curated record
CGUAGUUACGUUAGAUAGUUUUAUAGCAUCAUUGCACCUGGACGACCAUCAUCAGCAAUUCUAGGUUUAACGUAAACGGACUCUUCUAGCUGUAAAACGCGUCGUUGAAAUAUAUGGGAGAGGUUCAAAAGGAACAUUUUAGCAAUUGCGUCACGUUUGAUAAGUCGUCUUAGUUAUUAGCUAUUGAACGUCAUAACAGCGAAAGGCUAAUGACAGCAGGCUAACGUGCUAGCAGUAAGCGUGCGUCGUCACAAGCUUAUUUUCUGUAGUUGGAUAAUUUACGUUAAGCACUUAAGCCAUGUCAGUGGCAUCGUGAGACUCAUUACAAACAAUUAUGAUAAGCGACAUAUGAAAGUGACGUAAGUAGCUCCGUUAAACGACCAGCGUGAGAGUGGAGACAUGAACACACCGCUCGGUAGGAACGGGUUGAUCGGGCUAGCUGUCGGAGCUACAGCCGGUUUGGGCUUGAUUGCCUUCAUCAUUUACAAAGAGAUCAGCAAGAGAAGAUGCCAGAGACUGCUGCUGGAGGCCAGGCCAGCUCCCUGUCUGUAUGACGGGGCGGAUGGAGCCGCGCUGCUGCGGGACACGCUGGAUGCACAGGAGGCGGAGGCCCAGCAGCAGGCUCUGGCGGCGGUGGAGGCCGUGGUCCAGGGCCUGUCCCCAGAGCAGCAGCUGGAGCUCAGGAACCAGCUGGACCAGGUGCUGACCUGCGUGUCCUCACUGCGCUCAGAGGUGGCUGAGCUGAGGGGCGGCCUGCAGGACAUCGCCCUGCAGAUCAUCCAGGAUGUCAAAAAGGGUGUGGAGGACAGCCAGCGGAUACGCCGGCGGCGUCACAUCCAUCGAGACCGCACCGACUCUACCAGCUCCAGCUCCAUCUACUUCACUGCCAGCCAGGGAGUGGCCAGCACGUAUGAAGAGACCAGCGAAGGAGGGUACUCCACAGCCUACGCUGAGUCAGACUACACUGAUCGUGACACUGACAGAGAGGAAGGCGAGAGAGAGCCCGAACAAGAGUCUGAGGAAGAGGAAGACAAGAGCUGCGCCACUGUCCUCACCCUCCGCCAAGAAGACUCCCAGGACGAGGAAGUGGAGGAAGAGGAGAGGGGGCUGGAGGAGGAUGAGGAGGAGGAAGAGGAGGGCAGGCUGCAGCUGGUGACUGAAUUUCCCAGUGGGGAGCUGGCUCUCCUCCUGGCACAGAGCGACAUCCUCCACACCGGAGACGCCAGUUUAAAAGCAGAGGGCUUCCGGCUGCUGCUGGACAACAGAGCAGAGUACGGAGACAGCAGAGAGUUUCUAUGGCGACUGGCUCGGGCCUACAGUGAUAUGCAUGAGUCUGCGAAAGACAAACAAGAGAAGAAGACAUAUGCACAACAAGGUCGAGAGGAGGCAGAGCAGGCCCUGAAGAAGAACGGCCUCAACGCAGAGUGUCACAAAUGGUUUGCUGUGCUGACAGGACUGACCUCCCAGCAUGACAGCAUGCAUAGCAAACUGAAGAGCAGCCACAUACUGAAGGAGCAUUUGGACCGUGCCAUCGCUCUCAGAGAUGAUGACCCCAUGUGUUUCUACCUGCUGGGAAGAUGGUGCUAUGAGGUAGUCACACUUGAUUGGCUGGAGAAGAAGGCUGCCGCUGCUCUCUACCAGAACCCCCCUACUGCUACCCUGCAUGACGCCCUCGAGAACUUCCUCAAGGCAGAAGAACUCAGUCCAGGUUUCUCUAAGACAGUGAGACUUUACAUUGCAAAGUGUCAUCAGGAGCUGGGAAACAUCUCCGAGGCAACAAACUGGACGGCGCUGGCUUCCAAGAUGCCCGCUAACACCAAUGAUGAUGAAGAAACUUGCCAGCUGGAGGCUCAGCUUCGCGUCUUAACUGACAAAAAAAUAUGAACUUAUUUUCUACUGAGAUCCAUGAUGGAACCACAAAGCCGAUGCCACCAAUCGGCUAGUCAGGCCACCAAUCUCUGAUCAUCCAAUCAGAUGUGCGCUACAACUGGCACACUAAUUUUCUUUCCCUUCACUGGUGGAUAUCUUUGUCAUACUGUCACUGUGAAAUUAUAUGGAAUUUAUUGAUGUUUAUUUAUUUUUUUGCAGACUUUAAAAUGGCUCAAUGGAGCCAGUAUCACCGAGGAAUAUAUAUUGUGUUCUUUAUCUAACUUUUUUAACUGUUUGUUGUUUUCUUAACUGAUAAUCAGUCAUUAAACACAAGGAGGUUUUAGUUUUUCA